Molecule: messenger RNA, 1995 nt
Organism: Paramacrobiotus metropolitanus
Lineage: Eukaryota; Metazoa; Tardigrada; Eutardigrada; Parachela; Macrobiotidae
Product: pyridine nucleotide-disulfide oxidoreductase domain-containing protein 1-like
Exons: 8
Coding region: 360-1814 (484 amino acids)
Molecular function (GO): oxidoreductase activity; flavin adenine dinucleotide binding
Source: RefSeq, a predicted model, not a curated record
AGUUUCCGGCGACAUGUAUACGAGUAUAAGCUUGUAUGGUAAGAAGUAUUUCCUUUGUUACAAGUGCUAACUUUUGUCGCGCACCCAUCCCCAGUAUUAUGGCUUUUACGUUGGUUUUCAAUUUUUAUAACAACUUUUGGGACUAUGUAGGGUAAUGACUGUACCCUACGGUCACCCUAGUAGAGUAGCUGAUCAGGACAAAGUCACAAAAACGUUUUGAUGAUACCGUAUUUCUCAAGUAAAUUCUGGUUACUGGUACGAGUACUCUAGUUUUCGAAAUUUUGUCAUUCUACGUUAUUUUAAUGUUCCUUGAAUCUUCCGGUGUAGAUGUGUAGUGGUCAUGGUAUUGUGAUAUCACAAUGGCUCACUACGACUAUGUUAUUGUGGGUGGUGGGAUAGCUGGAGUGUCCUGCGCAGAAACAUUGUCGUACUGUGCUCAUGAUUCAAGAUCGGUUUUGGUCUCUGCAUCGCCAGUUGUUAAAGUUGCGACAAGAUUCAAACAGGUAACAAAAGUGCUUGAGGAAUUCGACGUCGAGGAGCAGUCGCUGGACGAUAUUGCGAAGCGCAUAGGCAGCGUCGGGGUUCUUCUGGAUCAAGCAGUUUCGAUUUCUCACACUGAGCGUAUUGUUCGGCUGGCUUCGGGUGUUGCUUUAAAUUAUGGGAAACUUUGCCUUUGCACUGGAGGAAAACCAAAGUUAAUCGCCAGAAAUAAUCCUUACGUGAUUGGGAUUCGUGAUACCGAAACAGUACAGGAAUUCCAGAAACGCUUACAGGAUGCCACGCGCGUUAUUAUUGUGGGCAAUGGUGGCAUCGCCACAGAAAUGGUGUCGGAGCUGGAAAAUGUGGAUGUGGUAUGGGUUGUUAAACACAAAUCCAUCAGCGCAACGUUUGUUGAUGCCGGAGCAGCAGAAUUCUUCUUGAAGUCAUGGAGUGAAAAGCGUCAACAAAGAAACGAUGAGAUCCAGCUUAAUAAACCGUCGGCGCGAUUGAAAUAUACCGAAUCCUCUAACUCUUCCUUACCUUCUACCACGGCAGGCAGUGCACUGGGGCCUGAUUGGGCUGGCAAUAUUUUGAUGAGUGGAAAAUUUUAUACUGCAGGAUCAUUGCAGAUUGAAUAUGAAUGCGAAAUCGCCGGCAUUCUUACUCCGGAUGAGUGUCUAGUAAAAAACCUGCCGGCAUGGGAGAACGGAAAGUAUCCAGUGUAUGCCGAACUAACGAACGGCAAAAUCAUAGGAUGCGACUUUAUUGUGAGCGCAACAGGCGUAAUUCCCAAUGUUGACUUGGUGAUUGGAUGUAUGCCUGCUGACGGAAUUGCCGUUGAUGGAGGGAUAAAAGUGAACGAGAAUAUGGAGUCCAUACUGGAAGAUGUGUUUGUUGCGGGUGAUGCAUGCACGUGUGCAUGGGAAACAGCUCCACAUUGGAUACAGAUGCGCUUGUGGACGCAAGCAAGACAAAUGGGUGCCUAUGCAGCUAGAAGUAUGAUUGCCAAAACCACCCACCAGUCCGUGCAUUUGGAUUUUGCCUUUGAAUUAUUUGCUCAUAUUACAAAGUUUUUUGGUUUUAAGGUCGUUCUGUUAGGAUUAUUUAAUGGUCAGGGGUUAGAAAAAGAAUACGAAAUACUACUGCGAAUGACAGUCGGGGUGGAAUACAUCAAAAUAAUUGUCAAAAAUGGAAAAGUGCAAGGAGCGAUUCUCAUAGGGGACAGUGAUCUGGAGGAGACUUUUGAAAAUCUAAUUCUUAAUGGUACGGAUGUGGCGCGUUAUGGAGAAGAUUUGCUAAACCCUGAUAUUGACAUCGAAGAUUAUUUCGAUUAAACGGAAUGCUUUCCGUUCGAUAUGCUGUGAUAAUGUGUGAUUCAUUGGCAUUUUUAUUUUGAUAAAAUUUUGCAGCGGAUGUUGUGACUGUGCCAUGGUUUAGUUGCUGAUAUGAGAUUUCUCUCCCGAUGAAAUGAUGUGCGAUAUAUUGAAAACAUCCAUGUGCCUGCAAAAGUUUUUG